Messenger RNA from Tribolium madens (black flour beetle), 1455 nucleotides. It is a transcript of the gene Phyhd1, whose product is annotated as phytanoyl-CoA dioxygenase domain-containing protein 1 homolog. Bases 564 to 1421 code for a protein of 285 amino acids. The record is from RefSeq and is a predicted model, not a curated record. NCBI's taxonomy places the organism in Eukaryota, Metazoa, Arthropoda, Insecta, Coleoptera, Tenebrionidae. The transcript has 5 exons.
AUGAUUACAAAAUCAUCGAUAUUUUUAAUACAGUAUCGAUACUUACUCUGUGAAGGCUACAAACGGACUGACGAAAGUGUUAAAAAAUUAAACAACGGUAUUUAUCAACUAUGCGCUUGUCUUAGAUAAGAUUUAAUAAUGUAAUCGUUUCAAUUAUGUAAAUUAAAUGACGCUUUUAUUGUGCGACUUUCAAAAACAAAUAUUUUAUUGUACGCUUUCCAUGUAGUUUCAGAGAUAACAAAAACAAUAAUUUUAUAAUAAUUAGAACACAAAAUGUAAAAUAAAAAUUACCCAUUAUUUAAAACGUAAAAAAAAUUGAAAACAAUCAUCAAGAUCUAAAUUUAAAAAAUGUAUCACCCCCAACUUUACCCACAAAAUAUAACUAUAAAAUGAGAAUUAAAAGACGCAUGCGUUGAGUAUCAGCUCGACUUAGCGGUUCAUUAUAUUUCAAAACGAGACCACCACUAUUUAAUUAUUCAGAAAUCGUAACUAGUUUGUUGAAUGAACUAAAUCGAGACGAAAGUGCGUAUCAGUUUGAUAAAUUGUGUGAACAUUUUCCAGCCAUGUGGAACAUAAAACAGCAGUUGGCACAGGACGGUUAUGUUGUUCUUGAAGAUUUCUUAUCAGAGACUGAAGUUAACGAACUGAAGGCAGAAUGUGAUAAUUUGAUAAAAAAUAUGCCCGAGGAGUCCAAAAGGGCGGUUUUUAGCUCGGCUGAUUCCAAUAUCUUACAGGAUAAAGAUAAAUAUUUUUUAGACAGUGCGGAUAAAAUAAGUUACUUUUACGAAGCAGAUGCUUUAGGACCAAACGGAGAAUUGAAAGUUAAACCUGAACUGUCUCUAAACAAAAUUGGUCAUGCGUUACAUGAACUGAAUCCCGUUUUUAGAAAAAUUACUUUGGAUGAGAGAGUGAAAGAAUGCUGUUUCCAGUUAGGAUUUGAAGAUCCCGUGGUAGUCCAAAGCAUGUACAUAUUCAAAAAUCCUGGCUUAGGCAGUGAAGUUAUUGCUCAUCAAGAUGCGUCUUACUUGCACACAGAGCCAGUUAAAGUUAUUGGAUUUUGGAUAGCACUAGAAGACGCCACGCUUGAAAAUGGGUGUCUUUGGUUUUCCAAAGGGUCACAUAAAAGCGGUGUUCAUAGACGGUAUAUUAGGAAUCCUGAUAAAAAUUCCAACGAUUUGUUAAUCUACACAUCGCCACCACCUUAUUAUCAGAAAAGUGGGUUUACAGCGGUGCCAGUCAAGAAAGGUACUUGUGUUGUCAUACAUGGCCAAGUUGUCCACUAUAGUGAAUCAAACAAGUCACAAAAAUCUAGACACGCCUACACUUUCCAUAUUAUUGAACAGAAAAACACAAAAUAUUCUGAAGAUAAUUGGUUGCAACUGCCCCAAGAUAAACAGUUUUUAAGUUUAUACAAAAAUUAACAUUUGAAACAAAAAUAUACUCUCUGAUUUUUCA